GACAAGCCCUUCUCCAAGCUGCAGGAGACCCGUAAGAUCUUCGAGAGGAGCCCGCAGGAGAAGGCCACCACCACCAAGCUCUUGCUCCGUAAGGAACGUGCCGGCUUCCAGGACCGUAAGCUGGACGUGGUGGUGAGGUUCAACGGCAGCACCGAGUCCCUGGACAAGCUGGACACCGAAGCUGUCUCGCCCACCGUCAGCCCGCUCCGCCCCCGCUUUGUCUUCAGCACUUACUCCAACGAAGACUAUGACCGCCGCAAUGAAGACGUCGACCCCAUGGCCGCGUCGGCCGAGUACGAGCUGGAGAAGAGGGUGGAGCGGCUCGACCUCUUCCCCGUGGAGCUGGAGAAAGACUCCGAAGGGAGGGGAUGGACCUUGUCCCCCCCACCCGAUAUGGGGCCGGUGCCUCGGUUUCCCCAGACGGGCGAGUAUGCCACGGAUGAGGAGGAGGAGAUGAGCCCCAUGUUCCCCAGCGGUGAGAUGGCCAUCGAGGUGUUCGAGCUGGCCGAGAACGAGGACACGCUCUCCCCCGUGGAGAUGGACCCCGAAAAGCUGGUGCACAAGUUCAAGGAGCUCCAGAUCAAGCACGCCGUCACCGAGGCCGAGAUCCAGCAGCUGAAGAGGAAGCUGCAGUCCCUGGAGCAGGAGAAGGCACGCUGGCGGGCUGAGAAGGCCCAGCUGGAGCAGAGCGUGGAGGAGAACAAGGAGCGGAUGGAGAAGCUGGAGGGGUACUGGAUGGAGGCGCAGAACCUCUGCCAGGCCGUGGACGAGCACCUCAAGGAGACGCAGGCCCAGUACCAGACCCUGGAGCGCAAGUACAGCAAGGCCAAGAGGCUCAUCAAGGAGUACCAGCAAAAGUGA
Molecule: messenger RNA, 861 nt
Organism: Egretta garzetta (little egret)
Lineage: Eukaryota; Metazoa; Chordata; Aves; Pelecaniformes; Ardeidae
Product: neurabin-2-like
Exons: 7
Biological process (GO): neuron projection development; actin filament organization; calcium-mediated signaling
Cellular component (GO): postsynaptic density; actin cytoskeleton; cytoplasm
Molecular function (GO): actin filament binding
Source: RefSeq, a predicted model, not a curated record